Prionailurus viverrinus (fishing cat) is the source of this 1428-nucleotide messenger RNA. RefSeq names its product free fatty acid receptor 4 (gene FFAR4). The record is from RefSeq and is a predicted model, not a curated record. The transcript is spliced from 3 exons. Gene Ontology annotation, cellular component: membrane. The coding region runs from base 57 to 1142 and encodes 361 amino acids. Gene Ontology annotation, molecular function: peptide binding; G protein-coupled receptor activity. Gene Ontology annotation, biological process: G protein-coupled receptor signaling pathway. NCBI's taxonomy places the organism in Eukaryota, Metazoa, Chordata, Mammalia, Carnivora, Felidae.
AGUCGCCUCCCAGAUGAGCGCGCUAGCAGACGGCUGCGGGCCGCCGGGCGCAGGGCAUGUCCCCUGAGUGCGCGCAGGCGGCGGGCACUGGGUCCCCGCGCAGUCUGGAGCGGGCCAACCGCACCCGCUUCCCAUUCUUCUCCGACGUCAAGGGAGACCACCGGCUGGUGCUGACCGCUGUGGAGACGGUCGUGCUGGCGCUCAUCUUCGCGGUGUCGCUGUUGGGCAACGUGUGCGCCUUGGUGCUGGUGGCGCGCCGACGGCGCCGCGGCACCACCGCCUGCUUGGUGCUCAACCUUUUCUGCGCGGACCUGCUCUUCACCAGCGCCAUCCCGCCCGUGCUGGCUGUGCGAUGGACUGAGGCCUGGCUGCUGGGCCCGGUCGCCUGCCACCUGCUCUUCUACGUGAUGAGCUUGAGCGGCAGCGUCACCAUCCUCACGCUGGCGGCCGUCAGCCUGGAGCGCAUGGUGUGCAUCGUUCGCCUGCAGCGGGGCGUGCGGGGCCUGGGGCGGCGGGCGAGGGCCGCGCUGCUGGCGCUCAUCUGGGGCUACUCGGCGCUGGCCGCGCUGCCCCUCUGCGUCUUCUUCCAAGUCGUUCCGCAGCGGCUCUCCGGUCGGGACCAGGAAAUUCCGAUUUGCACGCUGAGUUGGCCCAGCAUCGCUGGAGAAAUCUCCUGGGAUGUGUCGUUUGUUACUUUGAACUUCUUGAUGCCGGGAUUGCUCAUUGUGAUCAGCUACUCCAAGAUUUUACAGAUCACAAAGGCAUCAAGGAAAAGGCUCACGGUGAACCUGGCUUCCUCGGAGAGCCACCAUAUCCGCGUGUCCCAGCAGGACUUCCGGCUCUUCCGUACCCUCUUCCUGCUCAUGAUCUCCUUCUUCAUUAUGUGGAGCCCCAUCAUCAUCACCAUCCUCCUCAUCUUGAUCCAGAAUUUCAAGCAGGACCUGGUCAUCUGGCCAUCCCUCUUCUUCUGGGUGGUGGCCUUCACGUUUGCCAACUCAGCCCUGAACCCCAUUCUCUAUAACAUGUCACUGUUUAGGAAUGAAUGGAGGAAAAUUUUCCACCGCUUCUUCUACCCAGAAAAGGGAGCCAUGUUUACAGAUACAUCUGUCAGAAGAAAUGAUCUGUCCGUUAUUUCCAACUAAUUAAAUUUUUCUCUAUAGGCAGAGUUUAUCACCCUCUGGAAAGCUAGGAUAUGCUUUCAAAGGGAGUUUAUUUCCAGGACCAUCACAUCACUGUAGCCUGCUUUAAGAAAAUGUAACCUAUGCAAAUACACAUUUAUAGCACCAGUAAAUUAAGGGGUGAUCAUUCAGUAUGACAAUUUUACCCUUCAUAAAAGGAUUUGUUAUGGGCUCCCUUUAAAUAUGAACUUUUUCCAGUGUGUUUGUAAUAUGAUUGAGUUUAAUAAAUUUUUAUUUAUAGCUGUUCAGC